Messenger RNA from Lymnaea stagnalis (great pond snail), 952 nucleotides. Lineage: Eukaryota; Metazoa; Mollusca; Gastropoda; Lymnaeidae. The record is from the annotation of a GenBank genome assembly.
AUAACCUGCCUCGGUCUCUUCACCAACUCUUUCAACAUUGCCGUGUUCGUCAAACAGGGCUUCAGCCAAGGGGUCACCAUUACGAUGACCUCCAUUGCUGUCUGGGACCUCCUCAAGUGCACGUGCGCCUUCAUUCACCGACUCUUCGGGCCCAUAAGCCUCGCCUCCCCAUCGUUUGGUUAUUCCUGGAUCGGCUACACCCGCCCGAAUAUCGAGUACGCCCACAUAUUCGCCGGUUACGUAUCGUUCGCCCUCACGGCUUUUGUCUCCAUCGAGCGAUGUCUCUGCGUGUGCCGGCCGUUCACGGUCAAAUCGGUCUUCACGGCCAGGUUCACGACACUCAUGGUCCUGAUGAUAUCCGCGGUGGUCUUUGGGUCCUACUCUGUCAUGUUCUUUAUCUACGACGUUGAGCUCGUGUUCAAUCCUGACCUGAACGCCAUCGUUGCGGUCUACGUCUACAAUAUGUUUUACUACGCCCACAGAGCCACUGUUCUUGUGUACUACCAGGUCGCCGGCAUAACCCUUCCAACUCUCAGCAUCACGGUCCUCUGCGUCUGCUCCAUCACGACCGUCUAUCACCUCAAGAGAUCGCAGGAUUUUUUAAGAUCCAGGCACAAUUUUGACUCGGGGAUUUCCCGGAAAGAAAAGCAAGUGGUAAAAAUGUUGUUGACCGUCGUUUUUGUGAACAUCGGGAAUCUCCUACCCCGCAUCGUCUUCUACACCGCGCAGCUGUUCGAGCCGGAGUUUUAUCUGUUGAGGAAGUACAACAACAUCUUCUUCAUGACGAGGUGCUUCAUCACGGUUUUGGAUUUCAUCAAGUCAUCGGUGAAUUUUUUCAUCUACUACAGGAUGAGUUCCAAUUUUCACGCAACGUUUUCGGAACUGUUCGCUCCGUGUAGAUCUAAGUUUAAAGCUUUUUUCCCCCCUUGCUUAGAUAAACAUCAAUGACCCG